GGCCCGGCCCGGCCCCGCCCGAUGUCCAUGAGCGCGAACACCAUGAUCUUCAUGAUUCUGGGGGCGUCGAUCGUGAUGGCCAUCGCGUGCUUGAUGGACAUGAACGCGCUGCUGGACCGAUUCCACAACUACAUCCUCCCGCACCUGCGGGGCGAGGAUCGCGUCUGCCACUGCAACUGUGGCCGGCACCACGUCCACUACGUGAUCCCGUACGACGGGGACCAGUCUGUGGUGGACGCCUCCGAGAAUUACUUCGUGACAGACAACGUCACCAAGCAGGAGAUCGACCUAAUGUUGGGGCUGUUACUCGGCUUCUGCAUCAGCUGGUUCCUGGUGUGGAUGGACGGCGUCCUGCACUGUGCCGUGCGCGCCUGGAGGGCCGGCCGGCGCUACGACGGUUCGUGGACCUGGCUGCCCAAGCUGUGCAGCCUGCGGGAGUUGGGCCGGCGGCCGCACAGGCCAUUCGAGGAGGCGGCCGGGAACAUGGUGCACGUGAAGCAGAAACUCUACCACAACGGCCACCCGAGCCCGCGGCACCUCUGAGCCGCGCGCAGGACUCGCGGGGCCGCCGGCCACCGCGCCCACGCUCACGGGACUGGACGGCCGGCCGGGUGCGGGGCCGCGUG
This is a messenger RNA of Odocoileus virginianus texanus, 626 nucleotides long. It is a transcript of the gene TMEM240, whose product is annotated as transmembrane protein 240. The record is from RefSeq and is a predicted model, not a curated record. NCBI's taxonomy places the organism in Eukaryota, Metazoa, Chordata, Mammalia, Artiodactyla, Cervidae. Gene Ontology annotation, cellular component: synaptic membrane.